Messenger RNA from Suncus etruscus (white-toothed pygmy shrew), 555 nucleotides. RefSeq names its product TNF alpha induced protein 8 like 2 (gene TNFAIP8L2). Gene Ontology annotation, biological process: negative regulation of inflammatory response; regulation of apoptotic process; negative regulation of T cell activation. Gene Ontology annotation, cellular component: cytoplasm. NCBI's taxonomy places the organism in Eukaryota, Metazoa, Chordata, Mammalia, Eulipotyphla, Soricidae. The transcript has a single exon. The record is from RefSeq and is a predicted model, not a curated record. The coding region runs from base 1 to 555 and encodes 184 amino acids.
AUGGAGUCCUUCAGCUCCAAGAGCCUGGCCAUCCAGGCGGAGAAGAAGUUCCUGAGCAAGAUGGCAGGCCGGUCGGUGGCCCACCUCUUCAUCGACGAGACGAGCAGCGAGGUGCUAGACGAGCUGUACCGUGUGUCCAAGGCCUACACGCACAGCCGGACCCAGGCCCAGCGUGUCAUCAAGGACCUGAUCAAGGUGGCCGUCAAGGUGGCGGUGCUGCACCGCAGUGGCUGCUUCGGACCCGACGAGCUGGACGUGGCCACCCGCUUUCGCCAGAAGCUGCGCCAAGGGGCCAUGACGGCGCUGAGCUUCGGGGAGGUGGCCUUCACCUUCGAAGCGGCCGUGCUGGCUGGGCUGCUGGCCCAGUGUCGGGACAUGCUGCUGGAGUUGGUAGCGGGCCACCUGACGCCCAAGUCCCACGACCGCAUCCGCCACGUCUUCGACCACUUCUCUGACCCUGGCCUGCUCACAGCCCUGUAUGGGCCAGAAUUUACGCAGUACCUGGACAAGAUCUGUACCGGGCUCCGAAAACUGCUGGAAGAGGAAAAGCUCUAA